CUUCUACACAGCGCUUCGACUGGACACCCUUUCUGUAGCUUCGCCAUGUGGCCGCGGCUGCUUCGAGCCAAAGCGUUGAUCGAGGGCUUGGAAGUUAUGUUGGAGAGUGGUCGGGCAACGCCGAAUGCCUGGGACAAAUUGGAGCAAGCCGAGGAACUCUGCACGGUCUUUACCGAUGAAUCCAAAGAGCAGAAAGUGUUGUAUGAACUACAGUACCGUGCAGAACACUUGAGGAAUGCCUUCACCCUGAAAGAAACUCGACAAUGUGCUGGAGGUGAGCGGGAAAUUGGGCACACCCCUUUUGAACGAUGGUCAGUGGAUUAUAACCCAGCACCGCUUGGGAGUGGCAUUCCCUUUGGACAGCAGCAGUCGAACUUCAACAAUCUACUUUUGCAGCUGUUGGCCAAGAUUCGACAAGAUAAGGCAGUGGACAGGUGCCAAAGACACCCUCCUGGAGUUCAAGAAGAGGUAGAAAAGGGAACGCCUCUGAUGUUGGCCUGUUUGAAGGAAGACCUCACCAACAUUUUGUCAGAGCUGGAGGAUUUCGUCUCUGUGAUGCCUCAAGGCUCCUCAAGCCGAGCUACUUCUAUCGAGGAUUGGGCGGGUUAUGACUGGGGUCGCCAGAUGGCCAGUGACCUUGAUAUGGUGGCCUUGUUUGAUGGAGAUGCCACGAUUGCAGGUCUAGAGCUCCUUGGGGUGAGACUACAGGGAGCCUUGAAGUCCAAGUUCAAGAUGGAGACUAUGCAGACGGGCAAGUACGGCUUGCUUCUGAAGCUCCUGGUGGGCAAGUUGGAGGUUGAAAUGGAUGUCAUCCCGGCAAUCGCCGAUCCCCGGGGAGGUCAUUGGAUUUUGGAUUCCUCAACUUCUGAGGUCUUGCACAACCACCCCACGGCAGUCGCGGAGGAGGUCCAGCACAAAAUUGCAAGUACUGAGGGCUGGGCAGAUCUAGUGGUUCUGACCAAAUUCUGGAAUAAGUGUCAUGCAGUGAAAUGUGACGAUGGCAAGAAGCGAGCACCUUUUUCAUCUCUACAUUUGGAAGCCACAUUGUUAGGGUUACCUGGCCCAUUGCCUGAACGUUUGGACGAAGCCUUUCUGCUGGCUUUGCAAUUCAUUCGGGGACAUGCCAUCGAAAGCCCGUUUCCCGCUGCUUGGACUGGAAGGUUGGUGGCGGACUAUUUCAAAAAGGACAAGAAGAGAAAAAACAAUGUAAAUGGCCUAUUGAAACGGCAAAGUGAUAUUUUGGAAAGCUUGAUUUCAGAUCCAAUCGCUGGGGAAGACCAGCAAAUGUGGAAGAAGGUUUUGGGCAAACUCGACUGGCUCCCUGAGAUCACCGAGCAAUGAGCAGAAUCCUGCCGGUCGCCCAAAAUAUGUAAAAGCCUGGAGCUGACGAUUUGUUUCCUUGCACUCAUCAUUUAUGUCGAUGAUUUGACUCUUCUUUUAGAUGCUUAACUUUCAUUCAAGGUAACUAGGUAGGCAGUGCAGCUUUCAACUUGCGAACAUCCCGAAAGCAAGAGCAGGCGUCUCACAAAAGAAGCAUUGACAUUCUGGUGUGUUGAAGCUGUGUUGACGGAAUGUGACCAAGU
This is a messenger RNA of Durusdinium trenchii, 1583 nucleotides long. The record is from the annotation of a GenBank genome assembly. NCBI's taxonomy places the organism in Eukaryota, Dinophyceae, Suessiales, Symbiodiniaceae.